Messenger RNA from Loxodonta africana (African savanna elephant), 1632 nucleotides. RefSeq names its product olfactory receptor 5M5-like. Bases 267 to 1205 code for a protein of 312 amino acids. Gene Ontology annotation, molecular function: G protein-coupled receptor activity; olfactory receptor activity; odorant binding. Lineage: Eukaryota; Metazoa; Chordata; Mammalia; Proboscidea; Elephantidae. The transcript has a single exon. Gene Ontology annotation, cellular component: membrane. Gene Ontology annotation, biological process: G protein-coupled receptor signaling pathway; sensory perception of smell. The record is from RefSeq and is a predicted model, not a curated record.
UGUUAUUGAAUUUUUUUUAAUUUCCCAACUUUUAAAUUUUAUGAGUUAAUUGUAUAGUGUGAUCACAAAAUACAGACUCAAUAAAAUCUAAUUGUUUCAAAUUUGCUUCUACUUGCUUUUUAGUCUAACAUGUGAUCAAAUUUUGUAAAUGUUUCAUGGAACUUUUACAUAAGGUGCAAUAUUUAACCAAGGUUUCAAUGAUUAAGAUAUACUUUCAUAUCUCUCCUUAGACAAUAAAACCAAAGCCUCACGUAUGAGACAAAGACAUGUCCAGAAGAAACUACACUGAAGUGACAGAAUUUAUUCUUUUGGGUCUAACAAGCCACCUGGAGCUGCAAGUUGCCUUCUUUGCACUGUUUCUUGUGGUCUACAUAGUCACUGUGAUAGGAAACCUGGGCAUGAUUGUUUUAAUCAGAGUAGAUUCCCGACUUCACACUCCCAUGUACUUUUUUCUCUCAAGUUUGUCUGUGUUAGAUCUCUGUUUCUCCACGAAUGUCGCUCCCAAAAUGCUAGAGAAUUUCUUAUCACAGAAGAAGACCAUCUCAUACGCAGGUUGUUUGAUGCAAUGCUAUGUUGUCAUUGCUGUGGUCCUUACAGAGCACUGCAUGUUGGCUGUCAUGGCAUAUGACCGUUACAUGGCUAUCUGUAACCCACUGCUCUACAGUAGCAAGAUGACCAAGAGUGUCUGUGUCCGCCUGGUCAUUGCCCCUUAUGUCUAUGGCUUCCUCCUAAGUGUGAUGGAAACCUUGAGGACCUACUACCUGUCCUUCUGUGGUGCUAAUGAAAUUAACCAUUUCUACUGUGCUGACCCCCCUCUUAUCAAGCUGGCAUGCUCUGACACCUAUAGCAAAGAGUUGUCCAUGUACAUAGUAGCUGGCUACAGCAGUGUUCAGGCCCUCCUGAUCAUCCUCACAUCCUACAUGUUCAUUCUUGUUACGAUCCUCAGAAGCCAUUCUGCUGAGGGCAGAAAAAAGGCUUUUUCCACAUGUGGCUCCCACCUCACCGUGGUCACCAUCUUCUAUGGGACCCUCUUCUGUAUGCAUUUGAGACGCCCCACAGAGGAGUCUGUAGAGCAGGGUAAAAUGUUGGCUGUGUUUUAUACCACGGUGAUCCCCAUGCUGAACCCCAUGAUCUAUGGCCUCAGAAACAAAGAUGUGAAAAAGGCCUUGAGAAAAGCAAUACAGAAACAAAAACUGGGGAAGUAAAAGUGUUACGCUACCAUUAAAAAAAUCCUUGAAGUACUAUAAGAUAUUGCUGGGUUAGAUUUCACACUUUACGCUAGUCCUGAACACUAAAUUUCGAAUUUUCUUGUUAGACAACUGGCUGGGUUGAAAUUCCUAGAGGUAAUGAUUGAAACGAGAAGACUAGGACAUACCAGGUAAACAGUUCAUUCUCAUUCUUAGUUUAUCACUUAGUGUCAUUUCUUGCAAAAAAGAAAAAAAUAUACUGGUCUAAAAAAAGAAUUUUUGCUUUAUUUUGUUAUCAGAUAAAAAAAUAUUUCUGGAGACAGGUAGCCUCUGAGUCUUAUGCUAGCAUUAUUGUCUUAGGUCUUUAGACUCCUUACAGCCUAUUUUAUUUGGAACAUUGUUUACAUUCCCAAAGUCACUUCAUGAUCCAAAAUGGCGGCUAGAA